GAACAAAAAUGUUGCUCAUGAAAGUUUGUAGAUUAAUUAAUUACACGGGACUUGGUAAUUACUGGAACGAAGGUUCUGGAAAUUGUUAUUUGACAAUAUCAUUAAGUGCUUACAUAAUUAUGGUAUUGCUCGAAAAUCUCGCCGCUUGCUUUGGAGAUUUCCCGAAAGUUGAAAAGAAUUCUGCGGUCAUGUUUUCCGUGAUACACAACACGGUGUUGGCUAAAAUGUUUCUACUAUUAUAUUACAAAAAGUCGAUAAGAAAAUUAAACAUUGAAAUGGCUGAACUCGGCGCGGACAUGGAAGAUGAUGUGAUAAUGAAUAAACAGCAUAAAAAAAUUAAAUACGGCCUUCUUUUGUAUUUUGUUUCCGUUUAUUUGUCACUUCUAGCUUAUGGUGUAGACAGUUUGAGAAAAUGUGUAACUGAAGGGACGCCAUUCUAUACGGUAGUGACAUAUUAUCCAGGUUAUGACAGCACAACAUAUGUGGCGAGUGUACUGAGAGUAUUUUUCUAUAUGACAUGGUUGUAUAUGAUGCUACCGAUGAUGGCAGCAGAUUGUUUGCCUAUAGUGCACCUUAUUAUUAUGGCUUAUAAAUUUAUUACAUUGUGCAACCAUUUCAAGAAAAUAAGCAAAGAAUUCCGACGAAAUAAAACUAAUACGAGGAAAGAAUCUGCUAUAUUAAAGCUUAAAUUGGGUUGCAUGCAAGGAAUUUUAAUGCACCGGAAAUUAAAUUUAUUAUUAAAAGAAGUGAAUCGUGUUUUCGGCAUGAUAAUGUCUCUACAAGUUUGUGAGAGUUCUGCUGUUGCUGUUUUACUUCUGUUAAGAUUAGCGAUAUCUCCCCGACAAAAUGUAACAGAUGCGAUAAUGACGUAUACAUUUGUUACCUCCUUAUUCAUAUUAUUGGCUCUUAACCUUUGGAAUGCCGGUGAAAUAACUUACCAGGCUUCGCUUUUGUCAUUUGACAUAUAUUCCUGCGGCUGGCAUCUGUGCGAUUCCUUCCCACAGCAUCAAAAGGACGUCAAACACCUGGUCCUUGUUAGCACUGCACAAGCGCAGAAGUCGCUUAUUUUGAAAGCGUUUGCCAUACAAGAAUUAUCGUAUGCAACUUUUGUUUCGGUGGCCAGACUGACUUAUUCUAUAUUUGCAGUAUUUUAUAAAUGA
Messenger RNA from Papilio polytes (common Mormon), 1160 nucleotides. RefSeq lists its product as uncharacterized. NCBI's taxonomy places the organism in Eukaryota, Metazoa, Arthropoda, Insecta, Lepidoptera, Papilionidae. Gene Ontology annotation, cellular component: plasma membrane. Bases 9 to 1160 code for a protein of 383 amino acids. The record is from RefSeq and is a predicted model, not a curated record. The transcript has 6 exons. Gene Ontology annotation, molecular function: odorant binding; olfactory receptor activity. Gene Ontology annotation, biological process: detection of chemical stimulus involved in sensory perception of smell; sensory perception of smell.